UGGUAGCUCUUGGUUUAAUGUGUAGCGUUCAUCUUUUCCAUUGUUUUUAUUGAGCAGGCUACACUGUGUCGCGCUGCUAUGAUGUCACGAUGUUUAGGUAGCUGCCGCGGCGAUCGACAUCCGGCCUACCAUUAAGGGUACUGUCGGCGGUGGAAACGCAACCUUGGAACUGAGCUGGGCUAUACCGCCCCCUCCCUACCGGACUGAAGCGAACCGAACCGUACCGCACCCUGCAGUAGAAACGCGGCAUAAGGCACUUCCCCUGAAAACAUUCCAACCAACCGCCAUGGUUUAAAGUCUAGUGUGGCACUCUAAUCGAAUGUCUGGUAUUCUUCACUGAAAACCCUGGUCAGAAUGCUGUUUAAUCUCAGUGUCUUGGUAGGGGGUGAGGGCGCGGUGGUGGUGGUCCUACCUGACAUGCAGCCAAUCACCUUGGAGAUCCCACGAGCCCUCAUGGACUCCACGAUGAUCCUGGUACCCUCGGACAUCAUGGUGGUCGGGCCUGGAGAGUGGAGACACCGGGCCAAGCAGGGAGGGUUAGGCUCACAUGAUCAAGUUACGGCCAUAAGGGUGUCUGGCGAGAUGGCCAAUGCCUCCCCAGAUCUGGACAACGCCGAAGCCCAGCGCCAACUCAACAACAACAACCGACCAAUCAGCUCGGGGCUCUGGGACACGGAAUGCACGAGCUCCAAGCUGUUUGAGUGCUCCCGCAUCAGGGCUCUGGCGGACGAGCGGGAUGCGGUCCAGAAGAAGACCUUCACCAAGUGGGUCAACUCCCACCUGUCCCGGGUGUCCUGCCGCAUCGCAGACCUGUACAACGACCUGCGCGAUGGCUACAUGCUCACCAGGCUGCUGGAGGUCCUCAGUGGAGAGCUGCUGCCGCGACCCACACGAGGCCGCAUGCGGAUCCACUGCCUGGAGAACGUGGACAAGGCGCUCCAGUUCCUCAAGGAGCAGCGGGUCCACCUGGAGAACGUGGGAUCCCACGACAUCGUCGACGGCAACCACCGCCUCACGCUGGGCCUCAUCUGGACCAUCAUCCUCCGCUUCCAGAUCCAGGUGAUCAAGAUCGAGACGGAGGACAACAGAGAGACGCGUUCUGCCAAGGAUGCCCUGCUGCUGUGGUGCCAGAUGAAGACGGCAGGGUAUUCUGAGGUGAACAUCCAGAACUUUACCACCUGCUGGAGAGAUGGCCUGGCCUUCAACGCCCUCAUUCACAGACACAGACCGGACUUGAUAGAGUUCAACAAGCUGACGCGCUCCAAUGCCACUCACAACCUCCAACAAGCCUUUAAUAUCGCAGAGCAGAGCCUGGGACUCACCAAGCUCCUGGACCCCGAAGAUGUGAACACAGAGAACCCUGAUGAGAAAUCCAUCAUCACCUACGUGGUCUCCUACUACCACUACUUCUCCAAGAUGAAGGCCCUCAUUGUGGAGGGCAAGAGGGUUGGCAAGGUCCUUGAGAACUGCGUAGAGGCGGAGAAGAUCGUGAACCGCUACGAGGGGCUGGCCUCGGACCUGCUGGACUGGAUCGAGAAGACCAUCGCCGUCAUCAGCAACCAGAAGUUUGCCAACUCCCUGACGGGCGUACAGCAGCAGCUGCAGGCCUUCACCACCUACUGCACCAUCGAAAAGCCCAUCAAGUUUCAGGAGAAGGGGAACCUAGAGGUCCUGCUCUUCACCAUUCAGAGCAAACUGAGGGCCAACAAUCAGAAGCCAUACGUUCCUCACGAUGGAAAACUAAUUUCCGACAUAAAUAAGGCGUGGGAGAGGCUGGAGAAGGCGGAGCAUGAGAGGGGCGUGGCCCUGCGCAAGGAGCUGAUUCGCCAGGAGAAGCUGGAGCUGUUAGCGCAGAGGUUCGACCACAAGACCACCAUGAGGCAGGCGUGGCUCAACGAGAACCAGAGGCUGGUCUCACAGGACAACUUUGGCUACGACCUGCCGGCGGUGGAGGCGGCCAUGAAGAAGCACGAGGCCAUCGAGGCGGACAUCGCCUCGUACGAGGACCGCAUCGGCGUGGUGGUGGAGCUGGCCGGGGAGAUGGAGGCCGAGGGCUACUACGACAUCCGCCGCAUCCUGGCGCGCAAGGAGAACAUCUUGGGCCAGUGGGGCCUCCUGAAGGAGCUGGUGGUGGGCCGCAAGGCCCGGCUGGAGCAGAACCUGGCCCUGCAGAAGACCUUCCAGGACAUGGUGUACAUGAUCGACUGGAUGGAGGACACCCAGGACGACCUGAAGGCGUGGGUGGGCAACAUCACCGCCAGCAUCACGGAGCACGACGAGAUCGCCCGCUGGGGCCAGCCGCAGCCGACCACCUCCUCCACCGACGAGGGCACGCGGCCCGACGGCAGCAAGGGCGACAACCGCUCGGAGCGCGCCGACAACCGCUCGGAGAAGGGCGGCGAGAACCGCUCGGAGAAGGGCGGCGAGAACCGCUCGGAGCGGGGCGGCGAACGAUCGGACCGCGGCGACCGGGACAUGCAAGCCCCCGGAGCUGUGCCAGCGCCCCCGGUGGCCGUCUGGGGUGACAACAGCCGCUUCAAGAGUUGA
Molecule: messenger RNA, 2547 nt
Organism: Gadus chalcogrammus (walleye pollock)
Lineage: Eukaryota; Metazoa; Chordata; Actinopteri; Gadiformes; Gadidae
Product: spectrin beta chain, non-erythrocytic 1-like
Exons: 14
Coding region: 355-2547 (730 amino acids)
Biological process (GO): actin cytoskeleton organization
Cellular component (GO): cell projection; plasma membrane; cortical actin cytoskeleton
Molecular function (GO): actin filament binding
Source: RefSeq, a predicted model, not a curated record